AUGGCGCCCAGCCCGCCCUACAUGUACUCGGCGACGGCCAGCGACGACUCCCGCUUCCCGACCUCGACCUUCGAUCCCAAGGCCAUCACCCGGGCCAGUUGGGAGCCCAAGCCGAAGCGCAAGCCUCAGACCGGGCCAUUGCUUUCCUUCAAUGCCCAUCCCGAUACCCACGAGGCCCUACAGCAGCGAUCCGCCUACAAGCAACUGGGCAAGAAGACUGAGAAAGCUAUCAAAUGGGUUCGUGGCUGGCAGCUUCUAUGCCGCCUGCUGGAGUUCAAUGGUGCUCUCGGCAUCUUGGUUCUCAUGAUUCUGCUGACCCGUGUCAAUGGCAUCACCGCCUGGAUUAUGCGCAUUGUCUCCGGAGUCACAGCCCUACACUGUCUGUACGGAAUUGUCCACCACUCUCGCUCCGCGACGACUAGAACUCCCGGAUCGACGGCGGCAUACCAGCUCUUUGCAGGCAUCUUUGAUCUUACCGCUGCCUCCUUCUACGCAUAUGGAGCUUUCGUGACACAUCGCGACUCCGCCUCAUGGGCAACCCUCCUUAAGGACCAGAGUCUUCUCGACUACCUUGUACCUGCAGUAUACUACACCAUUAUCGGUGCCGGUGGACUGCACCUUGUUUCAUUUCUCACGUCUCUCUGGCUCGCCAUCACCUUCCAGCGGAUCAGCGACAUGCCACCCGAUAUGAACCCAUUGGAAUCCCACUUGACGGCCCGUCCUUCGUUUCACAAGCGCAACAAGUCUUCCGUCACUACAUACAGCUCUGAAAAUGAGAAGAGGUUGUCCACGGCCCAGAGCUCCAAGCACCGGUCGGAAGCCUCGUGGGAGAGCUUCUCAUACCCUCGCACCGUUCCCUUCAUGCACACCCGCACCCAGUCGCAGGAUACUCUUGUCAACAAUGAGCCGCGCCUCAAUCUCCCACAGAGGCAGUACCAGAUCCCGACCAGAAACUCGGUCGCUUAUUCUGCCGCGUCCAUGAUUAGCAGCCACGCGACUGCGCCGCGUUCUUCUAGAGGAAGCUAUGCGGAGCUUGCGCUCGGCGAUGCCAGUCCAACUCGCCCGCAGUAUGUUGCCAACAAUGGCAAUGCCAGCAAUUCUCGGGCGCCCAAGUUCACCGAGACCUGGAUGCCAACCGACUCGCUCAUCUCCCGCACAAACCACCGCAACCGCGAGAUGGCUGCCGCCAACACUUCCCGACAGGCCCGUGGCUCGCAGUCGUACUCUGCGCUAGACCAGCGCUACAACGCCGACCUUGACGACUCUGGAUCCGACUACGGUGAUGACGAGAAUGCCGAUAUCAGCAGCGCCCGCCGGAGGGGAGCCAACGGCAACCAACACCCCCACCCUCUCGGUUCGCACCCUACGACGCCUCCCCGCCCACAGACCCGCGCUGGCGGCUCGUCGCCUCGCCCGACGACUCCAUGGACCGCCUCCCGGCUCUCCGCCAAGAGUGCUCUCUCUGAGAUUAGCAGCAACGAGCGAUUGGGAGAGGCUACCCGCGGGCUAGGCAUCCGUUCGCCGUUGACCAACAAGCCCGACCUGCGCCCGCCGCCCGCCAUCACCAGCGACGAGUUUUAUGCGCGCUCCUACGGCGAGCUGCGCCCGGCCACGCCCCCCGUCAUGGUCGGGGACACGAGGAAGAUCUCCUCGGGCAACGACUACCACGCGCUGGCCAUGGCGGCUGAGCGUCGUCGCGUGAGCGGCAAGGUGGCCGAGGAGGGCCUCGCCGGUGGCCGGUUCACGGUCGGCUACGCCAGUUAG
This is a messenger RNA of Cordyceps fumosorosea ARSEF 2679, 1764 nucleotides long. RefSeq lists its product as hypothetical. The coding region runs from base 1 to 1764 and encodes 587 amino acids. The transcript is spliced from 3 exons. Lineage: Eukaryota; Fungi; Ascomycota; Sordariomycetes; Hypocreales; Cordycipitaceae. The record is from RefSeq and is a predicted model, not a curated record.